AUGUCUAACCGACCUAAGUUAACUGCCAUUGGCGCAGGAAGUCACCGGAUCGUGGGAGCAUGUCUACGCAUCCUCACCGGGUUGGAAGAGGCCGUGAAAUCUGCAAUGGAUCCCAUCAUUGUUUUUCAUCACGGAUACCUUGACGUCGAUCAAACUCACCGGACAAAAGCGUCUGCCAUGCAGUACCCGGUUCCGAGCGAACAAGCACUGGACGAAGCCGGCUGGGGGCUUCUUCGUCUGAUGUCUUUGCACCCGGCGGCUAGUGACCAAGUCCGACGGAUGGUGGCCAACCACUACGACAACUCCUCUCACGCGUUGCCCAGGGUGGCACUUGGACAUAGUGCGGCACACGUACCCAGGGGGGUACAUAGACCCAGUGGGGCACGUGGCCCCAGCUCAGGGCCGGAGGCCGAGCCGCUUUUCGCACCUGGGAUUUUCGACCACGUUUGCGAAGGAGCAGUUGACUGGCUGCAUCAGGCAACUCCUGCGGCAGCUGCAACGACCGAAGAUGCGAUGACCGCCGAUUCCGGGUGCCCCCGGAGUUCCCUCGCGUGUGCCGCACACGUGCGGUCAACGUACUUCACCAAGCACCUUCCCCUAGGUUUCAUUCACGUCAAUUGGGGCGCACGGUACGUGGGACUGAUUACCCACAUGCUGCGUGACCUACACUGUCAUCCACACGUGCACACCAUAGAGGUCGAUCGUCCGGUCAGUCUCGCAGUACAUGACGACGACCAUGCAGGCCAAUUGUCCCACGAGCACAUCUCGAACGACCCACUAGCGUUUAGACAGUGGUACCUUCGGAACCAGGAGAUAAAAGAGGUGUGGGAAGUAAUGGAGGGCAGCCGGUCGCAGCCUGUGAAUGUGAUGGUGGCUGACUCUGGGGUGGCAACGGACCACGAAGACCUGAAAGCCAACUUGCUUCACUGGUCAGGCAAGGCGGGGGCUAAGCCGAAGGAGGCGGAGUCGGUGGGGGCGCAAUCAGGCUCAGGUGGGGCGGUAAGUGUGAUUGCUCAGGAGGAGUCACCGGACGACAAGCUGGGUCAUGGGACACACUGCACGGGGGUCAUUGCGGCGGAGGUCAACAACGGGUUAGGAGUGGCAGGGAUCACGAACAAUCAUGUAAAGGUAUUCAUGUGUAAAUUUUUGAGCAAGGAGAAAGGGCAGAUAAGCAACGCGGUGAAGUGUCUGGAUAUGGCGAUGUCAGGAAACUUCUCCGUGGUGUCCGGCAGCUGGGGCGGACCGUCGCGAAUGGAAGCGUUGACUACAGCGAUUGAAGAGUUGCAGAAGAAGGAUACGAUGGUAAUUGUGGCAGCAGGUAAUGGUGGACAGGAUUUGAACGAGGAACCUUUUUGGCCGGCGUGCGAGCGUUUCCCCCACAUGCUCACAGUUACCGCCGUACAGGAAGACGAUGUCUUGGGGUCCUACAGCAAUUUCGGAGACAAAUGUGUGCAACUGGCUGCGCCCGGAGACAAAAUUUUCUCCACCAUCGUCAAGGACGGACACAAUGCUUACGGCACCAAGUCUGGGACCUCCAUGGCUGUGCCUAUUGUCGCUGCUGCCGCCGCCAACGUGCGAGUCGCUAACCCCGCACUAACAGCCAUCCACACUUCAGAACUACUUCAGAAAACCGUCCGACCAGUCGUUCAACUUGACAAAUCAGUUGCCGCCCGCGGAACCUUGGACACACACCAGGCCCUUCUGGGCGCUCUGGCGACCACAAUCGUCUUCAGCUCUUCAAACGCCAGCUCUUCGGGGUCGCAAGAAGGGGAAAAAGUCGCAUUCGGACAACCUAUGACUCUCAAACCCGAACAGACCGGCAUCUUCCCAGUCCUCCCGACCAUUAAAGGCACAACGCUCACCAAGUUCUGGCUUACAUUUCGCCUCGAGCAUCCCGCAGGAAACAGCCAGACAGACGGUAUACAGCUCCCCGUCAAAGUAACGCUCCACAUCUAA
This is a messenger RNA of Gregarina niphandrodes, 1956 nucleotides long. RefSeq names its product putative peptidase. Gene Ontology annotation, molecular function: serine-type endopeptidase activity. The coding region runs from base 1 to 1956 and encodes 651 amino acids. Gene Ontology annotation, biological process: proteolysis. The transcript has a single exon. The record is from RefSeq and is a predicted model, not a curated record. NCBI's taxonomy places the organism in Eukaryota, Apicomplexa, Conoidasida, Eugregarinorida, Gregarinidae.